AUGUACAAGAAGGAAUCACUCAAGAAGAAGAGAAAGCGGGACAGGACAGAUCAGAAAUUGGAGAUGGAUGGGGAGCUACGUGACCAUAGCCGCGUACGCUACGCGGAUAGGGAUGUACUUGGUGCAGGACUAGAAAUCAAUCUGCACAGAUCAUCUAUAUUAGGGAUGUACUCGGUGCGGGUUGGGUACAACCUGCAGGUUUUAUUCUUUAACAUGGUUGUAUUUUUACCUUUAAUUAGCUGGUUUAGGCUUCUAGGGGGUAUAAAUAGGCUGCAAGGAAAUUAA
Aspergillus nidulans FGSC A4 is the source of this 285-nucleotide messenger RNA. RefSeq lists its product as uncharacterized. The record is from RefSeq and is a predicted model, not a curated record. The transcript has 8 exons. The coding region runs from base 1 to 285 and encodes 94 amino acids. Lineage: Eukaryota; Fungi; Ascomycota; Eurotiomycetes; Eurotiales; Aspergillaceae.